Knipowitschia caucasica is the source of this 258-nucleotide messenger RNA. The record is from the annotation of a GenBank genome assembly. Lineage: Eukaryota; Metazoa; Chordata; Actinopteri; Gobiiformes; Gobiidae.
AUGACAGGAGACCCAGGAGGCCAUAACAGAGGAAGCUCAGGGGAGGCCCAGGUCAAAGCCCAGUCUUCCCUGAACCUCAUUUCCAUCAUCUCCUCAGACACGGAGCCUCUGGUGCGUUCAUGGUGGAACAGAGCAGACACUGCAGACCUGUCAGACCCUCAGUCCCUGAAACAUCUGGCAGAAGGUUGUUUGGAGAUGAUCGCCACUGUCUCAGAGCAGAUUCUCAACACUAACUACAUAUGUGUUAGCCGGGAGUGA